This is a messenger RNA of Quercus robur (English oak), 496 nucleotides long. RefSeq lists its product as uncharacterized. The transcript has 3 exons. The record is from RefSeq and is a predicted model, not a curated record. Lineage: Eukaryota; Viridiplantae; Streptophyta; Magnoliopsida; Fagales; Fagaceae. Bases 1 to 495 code for a protein of 164 amino acids.
AUGGCAAGAACUGCAAUUAUGGGGCCAAUAAUCCACUUGUUCAUGCUCAUUCUUUUUGACAUAUUAGUCAUAAUUCUCUUGCACUUUCCUGUGUUAUCAUCCACUCCAUGCAGCAGAAAUAUAAGGAAUCAUCAGGAUGGGUGGAGAAUUCAGAUGCCACCCUUACAAAUCUUGUUCCUAACAGUGUGGCCAAUAAUGGACAUGCGUUUGACAUGCAAAUCAAAUGGGAAGGAAUACCCACCAGAAGUUCCUUGUGAGAUCACAAAGGUUCUUGAGCUUGAAACAGUAAGAUGGAAGCUUCUAGGGAUCGAAAAUGCUCUUGAAUCAUCUGGCUUCAAUGUCAGUGUUAAAGGAGCCUUAUACCCAGAUAGACGAGGAACACAAAGCAGGAUUAAAAAUCAAUUCGCGUUGAAUUUAAGCUUUAUUCUUCCACCUACACUUUUGGUUCAUGAAGAUGUUAGUCGAGCCAUUGCAAUGUCGGUAAGACCAUAUUAAA